AUGCAGCAGCUGCUGCUCACACUCCUCCUGUGCCUGUGCGCCCUCGCACUCGCCGAAAACCUAAACUUUCGCUCCCCCUCCACAAACCACCCUGGUCUCGAGAUCCCCCGCCCCGCUGCACACCUCACCAAGCGCUCCACCCCCACGGUCACACCCCUCCAGUUCACGCACGGCGUCGCCAGCGGCGACCCCUACGACACCUCCGUGAUCCUAUGGACGCGCGCCGUGCCUUCAGGCGUCGACUCUACCAAGCACCUCUACCGCGGGGCCCCCGCCUCCGCCCGUGUCUGCGUGGCGUGGGAGAUCUCGGCCACGGAGGACUUUAUGAGCAUUGCAGACGGCGGGGAGACAGAGACGUCUGGGGAGGUCGACUACACGGUAAAGGUGGAGGCGAAGAGGUUGCGACCGUUUACCACCUACUGGUAUCGAUUUCGGGCGUGCGGGGCAAGCGGGGAGGUGAGUGAGGUGGGGCGCACAAAGACUAUCCCCGCGGAGGAUGAUGAGGUGCCGGGAGGUCUACGGUUUGCCGUGUAUUCGUGUGCAAAUUAUGCGGAGGGGUAUUUUAACGCCUAUGGCAAUGUCGCGAGGAAGGACUCUGUGGACUAUGUGCUGCAUCUUGGCGACUACAUCUACGAGCUUCCCCUGCCUAUAAUCCUCAAAGAGCGCAUCCCAAAGCCCUACAAAGAAGCCAUCCAACUGCGCGACUACCGCCUCCGCAUCGCCACCUACCGCACCGACGAAGACCUGCUCCUCAACCACAAACUCUUCCCCUGGAUCCCCGUCUGGGACGACCACGAAGUGGCCAAUAACGGCUACACCGGCGGCAGCACCGCCUCUCAGAUUUGGAUGUACCUCGAAUGGACGUCCUGGGAGCAGCGCAUGCACAACGGCAUCCGCGCAUACUUUGAAUGGAUGCCCAUCCGCCAAGUCCAGGCCGACGACUCACUACGGAUCUGGCGCACCUUCAAAUUCGGCAAACUGGCGUCCCUCAUCAUGCUCGACACACGCUACUACUCGCGCGACGCAGGCAGCGAAGACACCGCCACCAUCACCUCCGAGCACCGCUCCAUCCUCGGCGCCCCGCAAGAGCAAUGGCUCUACAACCAGCUCUCUGACUCGCAGUCCCGCAACGCAACAUGGAACAUCCUCGGCCAACAGAUCCAGUUCUCGAACCUCAACGAGACGGCAAUACCAUGGUCCAAGGACGCGCCGCUCUACUACGACGGCUGGGCGGGUUAUCGCGCGAACAGAAGGAGGGUGCUGGAGAAGGUUGUCGAGUAUGGGGUGGAGAAUUUGGUAGUGCUUACGGGGGACUAUCAUACGCUUUGGACGGCGGAUUUGACGUGGGAUGGGGAUGAGGGCGGUAGGGGCGGGUAUGAGCCGGUGGGUGGGAAUGGGUCCUUGGGGAUUGAACUGGCGGUUACGUCUGUUACGAGCUCUUGUGGCUACGGCGCCCUAUCAUACGACGACGCACACACUGUCGCCGCCAACCUCGUCGCCGACAAUGCGGAGCUCAAAUGGGCCGAGGGCUACUACCGCGGCUACUUCGAGCUCACAAUCACGCCCGACAAUCUCUCGGCGCAGUACUUCUCCAUCCCUGACAUCCUAACAAGGAACUCGGAUGAGCUCAAGGUUGCACGCUGGGAGUCCGAGGCGGGGAGUAAUAGGCUCAAGAGGCCGUUUCCGAACCCCACGGUGGGGGCGGUGCAGGGUGAGAUUAGGGACUGGGCGAUGCCGGGGGGUAGGGGUCUGAGGAAGAAGCGUUGA
Molecule: messenger RNA, 1767 nt
Organism: Morchella sextelata
Lineage: Eukaryota; Fungi; Ascomycota; Pezizomycetes; Pezizales; Morchellaceae
Exons: 3
Coding region: 1-1767 (588 amino acids)
Source: RefSeq, a predicted model, not a curated record